CUGGCCAAAGUCACCAUCGUGGACCACCACGCCGUGGCCGAGUCCUUCAUGAAGCACCUCGAGAACGAGCAGCGCAUCCGGGGCGGCUGCCCGGCCGACUGGGUCUGGCUGGUGCCCCCCAUUUCCGGCAGCCUGACGCCCGUCUUUCACCAGGAGCUGGUCAACUACCAGCUUUCCCCAGGUUUCCGAUACCAGGCUGACCCCUGGAAGUCCUACAUCCCCAAAGGGACCACCAUCACUCGCAAGAAGACCUUCAAAGAGAUCGCCAACGCCGUCAAGAUCUCCGCCAAGCUGAUGGGUCACGUGAUGGCCCAACGGGUCAAGGCCACCAUCCUCUACGCCUCGGAGACGGGCAAGUCCAAGGCCUACGCCUUCCGCCUCAAGGAGCUCUUCCAGUCGGCCUUCGCCCCCAAG
Molecule: messenger RNA, 414 nt
Organism: Pseudonaja textilis
Lineage: Eukaryota; Metazoa; Chordata; Lepidosauria; Squamata; Elapidae
Source: RefSeq, a predicted model, not a curated record